Molecule: messenger RNA, 1656 nt
Organism: Tigriopus californicus
Lineage: Eukaryota; Metazoa; Arthropoda; Copepoda; Harpacticoida; Harpacticidae
Exons: 1
Coding region: 114-1538 (474 amino acids)
Source: RefSeq, a predicted model, not a curated record
UUAAAAAAGUGCGUUGGUCAGCGUGGUUAAGGACGCCCGGUCAAAGAUAGCACCAUUGUUCAAAGGGCGUUCAUCCGGUCCUGUAGUCUUCGAAAAGGUGCAUAAUCAAGAACAUGUCUUCCAUGAGAUUGUUCAUCCUCGUGGCCUUCUUCGGCCAAGGUCUGACCCUUACCCUGCAGCCCCCGGAGAACCAAUACAUUCAAAUCGGUGCUGUGGCCAAGCUCAUGUGCCAGUCCUCUGAUCCCAUCCGCUCUUGUACGUGGACUACACCAUACAAAGGCGUCUACUCAUUGGAAUCUGGAUUGAGAGCCGAAUCUGGUCGUUUGGAAUUUUUCGCCGAGGAUGAGGAAAAUGAUUGCGGGAUCUUGAUCUCUGCUGUGGAAGAGAAGGAUUAUGGACAAUGGACAUGCUCUGUUGGUGUGGUGGAGAAUGAAGAGGUCACGACAGCCAAUGGUCAAUCCUUCCUUUUCAAGGCCUCCAAGCCAGAGGAGAUUGUAAUCAGCGCCCCCACUAACAACGGCUCUAUCGAUAUCGAUGGAUCUGAGAAGGAAAUCUCUUGCAAGGUCACCAAUGCUCGACCUGAGCCAAUCGUCUCUUGGUAUGUCGGAGAAGAGGAGCUCGUGGGUUACGAGACGAGAGGAUCCCUCACGAAGGAGACCAGCGAGGCUACCCCCAGCUUCACCCAAACUUUGGUGUAUCGUCCCAAGAAAGAGCACGCUAACCAAACUUUGAAAUGCGUCAUUGAUCACGUGGGUCUGGAUGCUGGCGAGAAGAUGGAAACCGGCAUCUAUCUGAGAUUUCCUGAGGAUGUGAAUGAGGCUGCUUUUACCCGAAAGCAAGAGACCGUCGAUUCCGGCGAAUCAUUCACUGUUUUUGUCGCCAUUGCAAUCGCCGUAAUUGUUUCCUUUGUGGUCAUUGGGUCAGUCUAUUUGGUUGUUCGAAGAUUGAGAGCCCGCCGCAAUCACGAGGUGAUGGAUGAGGAGAAGGCCCCCGAGGAGAAGGUCGAUGGAACUAGCUCAAAUGGUGAUGCCGUGGCUGCCAACGAUGACGACCAAGCUGCACUCAGUCCCAAGAAGACCAUGAAGUUCACGCAUCGAAUGGUGACACUCUUUGGCAAAUCUGAAAAGGAUUCCAAGACGGAAGACAAGAAGGAAACAAAGGACGAGGAAUGCAAGGAAGAGGUCAAGGAAGCCGAUGACCAAGUGGAUAAGUCUGACGAAGUUGAAAAGACCAUGGAAGAAGUUCUCGAGAUCGAGAAGACUGAUACCGCCGAAGAAGACGCCAAGGACAACAAGACGACCGAAACCAAACGGAAAUCUCGUUUUAGUGCCAUCUUUGACAGACUGAAGCAAGGAAAGAAAACUUCAUCCAAGGGUUCUGAGAAAGAGGAAAGCUCGGAGAUGACCGACAAGUCUGAGGAGGAGAAAGCGGAGAAGGCCACAGAGGAUGAGAAAGAAACGGAAAAAGAAACUGAAGCUGAAGAAACUGCCGAGGAAUCGAAGGAAACCACAAAGUUGCCUUCUGAUACCCCUGUCUAAAUAUUUCCUUUUUUUAAUUCUUAAGAAAUAUCUAAGAAACCACCAAACCUGCUCAUAAAAAUGUCGAUCCGAAAAGAGGACCGAACCGUCGUAAUGUGAAAUAAACAAAGUGUCCGAA